This is a messenger RNA of Acanthosepion pharaonis, 1134 nucleotides long. Lineage: Eukaryota; Metazoa; Mollusca; Cephalopoda; Sepiida; Sepiidae. The record is from the annotation of a GenBank genome assembly.
AUGGUCUUCUCAAACGCUCUCUCUCUCUCUCUCUUGAUGGUCUUCUCAAGCGCUCUCUCUCUCUCUUCUGGUCUUCUCAAGCGCUCUCUCUCUCUCUCGAUGGUCUUCUCAAACGCUCUCUCUCUCUCGAUGGUCUUCUCUCUCUCUCUCUCUCAAUGGUCUCUCUCUCUGAUGGUCUUCUCAAGCUCUCUCUCUCUCUCUCUCUCGAUGGUCUUCUCAACGCUCGAUGGUCUUCUCUCGCUCUCUCUCUCUCUCUCUCGAUGGUCUUCUCAGCGCUCUCUCUCUCUCUCUCGAUGGUCUUCUCAAGCGCUCUCUCUCUCUCUGAUGGUCUUCUCAAGCUCUCUCUCUCUCUCUCUUGAUGGUCUUCUCAACGCUCUCUCUCUCUCGAUGGUCUUCUCAAGCGCUCUCUCUCUCUCUCUCUCGAUGGUCUUCUCAAGCGCUCUCUCUCUCUCUCUCUCGAUGGUCUUCUCAAAGCUCUCUCUCUCUCUCUCUCGAUGGUCUUCUCAAGCGCUCUCUCUCUCUCGAUGGUCUUCUCAAGCGCUCUCUCUCUCGAUGGUCUUCUCAAACGCUCUCUCUCUCUCUCUCGAUGGUCUUCUCAAGCGCUCUCUCUCUCUCUCUCGAUGGUCUUCUCAAGCGCUCUCACUCUCUCUCUCGAUGGUCUUCUCAAGCGCUCUCUAUCUCUCUCUCUCGAUGGUCUUCUCAAGCGCUCUCUCUCUCUCUCUCGAUGGUCUUCUCAAGCGCUCUCUCUCAAAUGGUCUUCUCAAGCGCUCUCUCUCUCUCGAUGGUCUUCUCAAAGCGCUCUCUCUCUCUCUCGAUGGUCUUCUCAACGCUCUCUCUCUCUCUCGAUGGUCUUCUCAAGCGCUCUCUCUCUCUCUCGAUGGUCUUCAAACGCUCUCUCUCUCUCUCUCGAUGGUCUUCUCAAACGCUCUCUCUCUCUCUCGAUGGUCUUCUCAAACGCUCUCUCUCUCUCUCGAUGGUCUUCUCAAACGCUCUCUCUCUCUCUCUCUCGAUGGUCUUCUCAAACGCUCUCUCUCUCUCUCUCUCGAUGGUCUUCUCAAACGCUCUCUCUCUCUCGAUGGUCUUCUCAAACGCUCUCUCUCUCUCUUCCACUACUCACUCACUCUCUCUCGAUAG